UAGAUUAACCAUUUGGAGUCGGAUUGCACAUUUGCCUUCUUUUUCGAACUCCACUAUUUCUUCGCGCCGAACAGCGACGAAGCUCCGCCGCCACGGCAGUCACUUGACGGCGUUAGCCCAGCAUUCGGCAGCUGGUUGUUAAUUCCCUCAUGCUUGAUUAAAAAACGAUCUCAGCAAAUCCUUUGAUUAUACUAACCCUAAAAUAAAAAAAUCCGAUAUUCUGAAGAUGAUUUACACUGCAAUCGACAAUUUUUACUUAACGGACGAGCAAUUGCAGAAUUCUCCGUCGAGAAAAGAUGGAAUUGAUGAAGCUACUGAAACUACCCUGCGAAUCUACGGCUGUGAUUUGAUUCAAGAAAGUGGAAUUUUACUUAAAUUGCCUCAAGCUGUGAUGGCUACUGGUCAAGUUUUAUUUCAUCGUUUUUAUUGCAAGAAAUCAUUUGCACGAUUCAAUGUGAAGAAAGUUGCAGCUAGUUGUGUUUGGCUUGCAUGUAAACUUGAGGAAAACCCGAGGAAAUCACGGCAGGUCAUCAUUGUUUUUCACAGAAUGGAAUGCAGGAGGGAGAAUUUACCGAUUGAAUUUUUGGACCUGAAUUCAAAGAAAUUUGCGGAGUUGAAGGUUGAAUUGAGCAAAACGGAAAGGCACAUAUUGAAAGAGAUGGGUUUCAUUUGUCACGUUGAGCAUCCUCACAAGUUUAUUUCAAACUAUUUGGCCACCCUUGAAACGCCUCCAGAACUGAGACAAGAAGCUUGGAAUCUUGCAAAUGAUAGUUUGCGUACAGCAUUAUGUGUUCGUUUCAAGAGUGAAGUUGUGGCUUGUGGGGUUGUAUAUGCUGCUGCGCGUAGGUUCCACGUACCUCUUCCUGAGAACCCACCAUGGUGGAAGGCGUUUGAUGCAGAUAAAUAUGGGAUUGAUGAAGUUUGCCGAGUUCUAGCUCAUCUGUACAGUCUUCCCAAGGCAAAAUACCUAUCAGUAUGCAAGGAUGGGGAUUUUUCUUUUUCUAGCAAGUCUUCAGAUUGUCAAACUACUCCAAAGGAAGUUCCACAGGUUAACUCACCGGCUAAUGACGCCCUGGCUCCCAAGACAGGGUCAAUUGGGGUUAAUGCUGAAUCUGGUGGUUCCAAGGCUCCAGUAGUUAAAGCGGCCCUUGACAAGCUGAAGGAUUCGGUGAAGAGUGGUGAUGAGUCCAAGCCAGCUGAUGGAGAUGCGAGAGAUGAGCCUAUUCCAAGAUCUAAGUCUGAGCAUAGGGCAGAGUCGAAUUUGGACAGGAGUAAAGAGAGAGAUAUGGAUCGAGAGAGGGAAAGGGACAGGGAGAGAUAUAGAAUAAAGGGUCAUGAUCGUGAGAGAGGAAGAGAUUCUGAAAGGGAAAGGGAUCGAGAGGACAGCGAGCGGGACAGAGAGAGAGCUAAAGAUCGAGGUCGUCGUUCGAAGGACAGAAAGGAUUCAGGACAUUCAAACAAAUCGAGAUAUCAUUCCUCGCGAGAUCAGGAUCACCACAGUUCUUCUUACUCUUCAAGGGAGAAGGAUCGUAACCGACAUCACUCGCAAGCUUAAAUUCCAGUUGUAUAGUAGCUGAUUAAUGUUUGUGACAAUUAAAUCUGGACUCAAAAUAUUAUUCGGAUAUGAAUUUUUUUGCAAGGCGUUUGAAAAGAUACAAUUUGGUUGUCCAGCAA
Molecule: messenger RNA, 1674 nt
Organism: Mercurialis annua (annual mercury)
Lineage: Eukaryota; Viridiplantae; Streptophyta; Magnoliopsida; Malpighiales; Euphorbiaceae
Product: cyclin-L1-1
Exons: 8
Coding region: 227-1555 (442 amino acids)
Biological process (GO): regulation of transcription by RNA polymerase II
Cellular component (GO): nucleus
Molecular function (GO): cyclin-dependent protein serine/threonine kinase regulator activity
Source: RefSeq, a predicted model, not a curated record